Messenger RNA from Cotesia congregata, 1026 nucleotides. Lineage: Eukaryota; Metazoa; Arthropoda; Insecta; Hymenoptera; Braconidae. The record is from the annotation of a GenBank genome assembly.
UUUAGUUUCGAUGAAGCAUCUAUGGACAAUACUUCUUUGGCCAUAUUUCCUGGAAGUGAUGAUAAGCCUUAUGACAAAGAAGUAAACAAUGAAAUUGAAGUCACGUCAUUGGAAGAAGCUAAGUUGAUCAUAGCAGCAUUAAGAGCCCGACAGAGGACACAGACACAUCAAAUGCUAACAUGGAGAAGAACACUUAAAUUACAAGAAGAUAUGGUGAUUCGAUUAAGAAGAGAAAAAGCUGAACAACUGAGGACUUUAUCAUCACAAUUGUUUUUAUUUGAAUCAAGACUUUGUAGAAAACAGAAGGAAAUUGAAGCUAGUUUAUCUCAAAGAGAAGCUAUUAUCUUGCGACAGCAACGUGUAAUAAGACAACUUCAAUGUAGGCUAGCAGACAAAAGUUCACAAACAAGGGAAUCUCCACCUUGUGAUGCUUUGGAUAGACUAGACAGUCUUGGUGAUAGUGACAGCGCUGUUGUUCUCGAAGAAACGCCAGAUGAUCCUAUUCCUUCGAGGUUUCGGUCCAAUAUAACUGAUGUAACUGUGAUUCGUUCUGUAUCUGAUGCAAUAGAGCCUUCAAAUAAGUAUUUAUCUAUGAGAAGAAGUAAUGGUUUUUUAAGAAGGCCUGAAAUUCUUGAAACAGUUUAUUCUGUUGAAGAAGAUGCUGAUGAUAACAAUCAGGAGCGCUCUGAGUCAAUGGAAAAUUUAGAGAUGGAAGGAAAAAAAGAUAAAAGUUCGAAGCAAGGCAAAGGAAGAUUGCAAGAUAUUUAUGGAAGCUUUGAACGGCUUACACAGGAUGAUUUGCCAUCUAUUGAACGACCUAAAGAUGAGAACGCAGGUCAACAAGCUCAGGUGACUUACAACAGGGUUAUGAGUAAUCAUCGGUCAGUUACGAAACCGAAAGAUGUCAAAUAUAAAAGAAUUAAUAAAGCUAAAUCAAAAAGCCUGGAAGAGUUACGAGGAAAACUUAGAAAUUGGGUUGAGAAAGGAAAUAAAAUUGCUAUAUCACUGGACCAAUCGUAUGCUUAA